Molecule: messenger RNA, 6707 nt
Organism: Pteropus alecto (black flying fox)
Lineage: Eukaryota; Metazoa; Chordata; Mammalia; Chiroptera; Pteropodidae
Gene: SLC1A2
Product: solute carrier family 1 member 2
Exons: 11
Coding region: 193-1917 (574 amino acids)
Biological process (GO): L-glutamate transmembrane transport
Cellular component (GO): plasma membrane
Molecular function (GO): neutral L-amino acid transmembrane transporter activity; glutamate:sodium symporter activity; L-glutamate transmembrane transporter activity
Source: RefSeq, a predicted model, not a curated record
CCCGCAGGAGCCUCCAGCGCGCGUAGAGGCGCUAAAGGGCUUACCCAAGGGGGGGGGGGCGGUGGAAGGCGGGGAGAGGCUCCCCCUUAAAUACCGCACUCGGCUUCUCUCGCGCGCUCACCCCGGCCUCCGCUCACUCCCUCGCCCGCCGCUGCAGGAUUGUGCCGAAGAGGAGGGGGCGUUCCCCAGGCCAUGGCAUCCACGGAAGGUGCCAACAACAUGCCCAAGCAGGUCGAAGUGCGAAUGCAUGACAGUCACCUCAGCUCAGAGGAGCCGAAGCACCGACAUUUGGGGCUGCGGUUGUGUGACAAGCUGGGGAAGAAUCUCCUGCUCACUCUGACGGUGUUUGGUGUCAUCCUUGGGGCAGUAUGUGGAGGGCUUCUUCGCUUGGCAUCUCCUAUCCACCCUGAUGUGGUUAUGUUAAUAGCCUUCCCAGGGGAUAUACUCAUGAGGAUGCUGAAAAUGCUCAUUCUCCCUCUAAUCAUCUCCAGUUUAAUCACAGGAUUGUCAGGCCUGGAUGCUAAAGCCAGUGGGCGCUUAGGCACGAGAGCUAUGGUAUAUUACAUGUCCACGACCAUCAUCGCCGCAGUCCUGGGGGUCAUCCUGGUCUUGGCUAUCCACCCAGGGAACCCCAAACUCAAGAAGCAGCUGGGGCCUGGGAAGAAGAAUGAUGAAGUGUCCAGCCUGGAUGCCUUUCUCGACCUUAUUCGAAAUCUCUUCCCGGAAAACCUUGUCCAAGCCUGUUUUCAACAGAUUCAAACAGUGACCAAGAAAGUCCUGGUGGCACCACAGUCAGAAGAGGAGAGCAAUGUCACCAACUCUGUCGUGUCCCUGUUGACCGAGACUGCAACGGAGGCACCCGAGGAAACGAAGGUGGUUAUCAAGAAGGGCCUGGAGUUCAAGGACGGCAUGAAUGUCCUAGGUCUGAUAGGGUUUUUCAUUGCUUUUGGCAUCGCCAUGGGAAAGAUGGGAGAGCAGGCCAAGCUGAUGGUGGAAUUCUUCAACAUUUUGAAUGAGAUUGUGAUGAAGUUAGUGAUCAUGAUCAUGUGGUACUCUCCCCUGGGUAUUGCCUGCCUUAUCUGUGGGAAGAUCAUUGCAAUCAAGGACUUAGAAGUGGUUGCUCGGCAACUGGGGAUGUACAUGGUCACAGUAAUUGUGGGCCUCAUCAUCCACGGGGGCAUUUUUCUCCCCUUGAUUUACUUUCUAGUGACAAGGAAAAACCCUUUCUCUUUUUUUGCUGGCAUUUUUCAAGCUUGGAUCACUGCCCUGGGUACCGCUUCCAGUGCGGGAACUUUGCCUGUCACCUUCCGUUGCCUGGAAGAGAAUCUGGGGAUUGAUAAACGCGUGACCAGAUUUGUCCUCCCGGUCGGAGCAACCAUUAACAUGGAUGGUACAGCCCUCUAUGAAGCCGUGGCCGCCAUCUUUAUUGCCCAAAUGAACGGCGUUGUCCUGGAUGGAGGCCAGAUUGUGACUGUGAGCCUCACGGCCACACUGGCGAGCGUCGGCGCAGCCAGCAUCCCCAGUGCUGGGCUGGUCACCAUGCUCCUCAUUCUGACAGCUGUGGGCCUGCCAACGGAGGACAUCAGCCUGCUGGUGGCUGUAGACUGGCUGCUGGACAGGAUGAGAACUUCAGUCAAUGUUGUGGGUGACUCUUUUGGGGCUGGGAUUGUCUAUCACCUCUCCAAGUCCGAGUUGGAUACCAUUGAUUCCCAGCACCGAGUGCAUGAAGAUAUUGAAAUGACCAAGACCCAGUCCAUUUAUGAUGACAUGAAGAAUCAUAGGGAAAGCAACUCUAAUCAAUGUGUCUAUGCUGCACACAACUCUGUCAUAGUAGAUGAGUGCAAGGUAACUCUGGCAGCCAACGGAAAGUCAGCAGAAUGCAGUGUUGAGGAAGAACCUUGGAAACGUGAAAAAUAAGAAUAUGACUCUCAACAAAUUCUUGAAUAAACUCCCCAGCGUAUGUUAUGGUAAAAGAGGAUAUAAACAAGCUUUCUUUAAAAAGGAAAAAAUGCAUAUAUUUCUAUGUUUACUUAAUCUGUUAGCUGAGGCUUAGAGGAUCUGUUGUGAGUCAGUGAUAGGCAUGGUGCUGUGUCUUUGCCAAAUAAUGCUUUGUAACCAUCUAAUUUUCUCACUUGUAUUAUCGUCUGAAUGGUUGCUGCUGGAGGAAUCAGUUUGAAUUGAAGACGCGUUCUUGCCAGCUUCCUUUAUUUUUUUUUUUCUCAAGAUGCAGAACCGUAGCUGCUCUUUUCCCAGGGGACACAACUAAGCAGUGCGGUACACUCCAGGGAUCUGGGAUAGUGAGCAGACACUCAGUGUGUUAUUCCUUCAAGUGUUCUCCGUGCUUCACCUCGUUACGCACUUCUAGAAGCCUCGAGAAGUGAUUCUUAAAUGUCUUGUAGAGCUUGCCCAUGUGUUGAUAAAAGCAAGUACCUGUUUUAGGGAACAGUGACAAUUUAUCUUCUGUGUCCUCUUUUUAGCUAAAUGUUUCCAAGAGAGUCGUAAGGGGAGCCAAACUCUUAAGGAUGCUGAUUAUGGAACCCACUGAGUCUCUGCUCUCCUCUACCUAGUCUGUGGAAAUUUAUUAUUGAAAUUUCAGAGUAUGUUUCAUAAAUUGCUUAAAAUUUGAUAAUGGAUUAGAAUGUAAUUGACAUGUAACUACUGUAUACAUUGACAAAACUAAGGGAGCACAGUCAACAUAAAUUUUAACCAGAUUCAAAUAUUCAAAUUCAUUUUCGUUUGCUUUGCAUUCACCUGGCAUAGUGAAAUCAAGUGAGAUUAUUUUGAUCUCUGCUUCACUUUCUUUGUUUCCCCAUAAAAUUCUUGUUUGGGUUUCUAACAAAAAGACAUUUUUGAUCCCCAAAUUAUUUUAAUAAUAUUCUCAUCAAACUAAAAGGCCUAAUCAUUUUAAUCUUCUUACACAUGGAGAACAGUUGUGUUGGCUGUGCCUCUUUUAAUACCAUCUCUUGAUAAAAACAAAAAGAUUGUCACUUAUCUAAUAAGUAGAAAGCCUCUUGUUAUAUUAUAUCAAAGCACAUAAAACCAACUACAGGACACAGUUUGAAGCAGAGCCCUAGUCUUCUCUGUGGAAAGGACCAGAAAACAGACAUAUGUGCAAAAUCCUAUAAAGGUGACAUUCCUAUGGCAAAGUCAGGGCAACCUUGAACCAUGAAAUGGGAACAAAGCAUAGCUCUACACAAUUCAACUCAAAGAUGGAACCUUUUCAAGGCUGUGAAAGUUUGGGAGAAUAAAUAAUAUAAUUGGAGUAGUACAGUGCCUUGCAUGCUGUAGACACCCAACAAAUCCUGAAUGAUUGAUUGUGCAAGCUAGAUUUUUCAAUGUCUCUCCCCUCAUUUUCUAUUGAAUAACCCACAGUAUUUUCCUAAGGUUGUGGGCUUUGGGAGUUUGCUGAGGACUUGAACAUGAAUCAUUGAUAAAUAAAGCACAUUCAACCCUAAGGAAUGUGUAGAACCUUGGUCCGCACACGGGAGUAAGGAGGUAUCUGAGGCCGGCAGAUGGAUGCUGAGAUACUCAUGAAUGGUCAUAGACUCCAAAUUCUCUAAGGAGAGGAUAUUUGUAAACAUCACAUACCCUUUAUCACCUACUCCUUGUGACUUUUCCAAAGCAGACACCUUUGGAACAUACAAGAGACAAGAGAUUCCAAUUGUUUGUGUCCCUUAAACCCUAGUUGUUUUUGGAUAAGGAUUGCUAUUCAGCAGUAUUAAGCAGAUUUUUGCAUUUUAAAAAAAAGUGACAUUGGUCUUCAUUUUCAUUAUAUGGGCAGUUAACAGGGUGGCCAAGGAUGUGCUGAAAUGUAACUGUGGAAAAUGUAUCCUUUAUAGCAAAUGUUGUGGAUCAAGCGGACAGUUCUUGGAUUCAGCUGUGAAACUGUUAAGGAUUGUCUUUAAGUGGUGCGCCCAAGAGCUUUUUUUAUGGUGAGAAGGAUCUAAGCAAGGCAUCUAGGAGCUUGUGGUUUUUGCUGUUUAAAGCCAGCUUAGCACUUAGACAGGCUGACAUGCUUCUCGAAGGAGUUGUCUCGGGAUCAUCUUCCCAAGACUCUGCCUAAAUGUCCUCUUGGCUUGCUUUGUCUUCAGCUUUUUCCUAGUUACCCAGUUGGCUUGUAAAUCUGUAAGGGGACAGUGUGUUCAGGAGAAACAAGAUGCACAGCUUAACAAAGCAGGUUUUUCUAGUUUGAGACUGUAUGCAAUAAGUUCCUUAAUAAGGAGAUCACAUUUAUCUGGAUUCAGCAAAACAUAUUAAAAAUAAACACUUUCUCAAAUUCAAGACAAGCUUGAAAAUCCAGGAUGCAUGUAGAGCUGACAUAUGACUGUGCCCUCUGAUUUUUUUAGGCCUCAUUCAUUCUUCUCAUGCCAUGUCCUUUGGGGUUUUCCUUGUCCAGUAUAUGUGCCAUAAACAGAACAAAUAGAUCCAGAUUGUACCUCUAACAACUUUUUCUAAAAAGGAUAUGUAAGACCUGUCAGUUAUAUGCGUAGAUUUAUAUUAACAGGUCCAACACAGAUAAAAAUGAUUAUAAUCAUACACUAAUAUUGGAAGAUGCAUAAAUGUUAUAUUUAUAUACAGACAUGGCAGGCCAGGUGCAUACACUACAUCCUGUGAGGUCUCUAAGUCAGUGCUUUGGCAACACCAUUUUGUUAUAGACUUAUUUACUCUUUUUAGGAAUCAGAAUUGUUUCAGAAGAAAACCUAAGCAGAUGUUAAUCCUUCCCUCUCUCAUUUUUGCCCAUUGAGAAACCCAAGUGAAAUCAUCAUAGGUUACCUACUUACCAUUCAACGAAUCAAAUCCAAUCAGUGAGAAGAAUGGCUUCUCUCUCAAGGUAAGGUUUUAUCUUAGAUCUUUGAGGAUGUCCUCCCCAUGCAAAGAGCAUCAGAGAAUCCAGGCAAUGAUCUAGGUCACACAGAUCCUCGAUAUAGGACUUCAGGUGAUGAUAUUGAACCAGGUAGCUAUCAGGUUCAAUAGUUACUACAGGGUGUGGAAACACAGCCUAUAAUCCCAUUUCCUGCAGAAGUUACCAUGUCCCCUAAAAGACAAAUAUUUACUUCUCUUUUCCAACUGUUAUUUAGUCUGGAUAUUCAUGAAAGCCUAAAGCAAGGAUGCCUGGAUUUAGACUGCUGAAAGCUGAGAAAGGCUUAGGGAAAAUUCAGUUCUCAGAACGAUAUACUCCUGGUAAGUAAUACCAGGAAUCCCGUGACCUGUUGAUUAGAGGGUCUCAGGUCAUUCCUACUCAUGCAUGACGUUAUUUUCACGUGUAUUAAAAAUCAAGAAGCCCUUUCAGAGUUAAGUAAAAAUCAAGAAGCCCUUUCAGAGUUAAGUAACUUACUGGGUCCUUGCAAGGAAACUCAAUCCUGCCACUUUUUUUUUUUUUUUUGCAAAUACCACACUUUCCCUAUGUUCUCAGUAGCAAAUGUUAUGGUACACUAUUUCACUUUUUUCAGGAUCAAGGCUUCUGUCUGUGCUCUAUUUUCCCAUGAAAUAUAGCAGUAAAUCCAAAUAGGUAUACCGAAGCUCAGAAAGAACUCCCCGUAGUUCACACUCUUGCUGAAACAAGUCUCAGCGGUGUUUGCCUGGUUUGGUGACUUAACAUGCUCAGCAGUUACACCCAAGGGAAGUAGCUCUUCCCCCUCAUUGCUCUUAAACUCUCAGGGCCAUGCAGUUAUCUGGGUUGUUGCUUUUGCUUUGCUUAUUCUCCAAGUGAAUUUAUUCCAAGCCAAGAAAAAGUACCACAUGGGAAUUUUCACAUUGUGAAUAAGAGUAGUAGGACCUGGGAGCCUAGGAAGAUUAAGUGUAAGCAAAGAGCCUGAAGCAAUUCUGAUGUGACAGUUUUGUAAAUCUAGUGGUCAGACGAGAUUAAUGGUUUCCCUAUCUGGUACUUUCUGGCUAAAACCUAGGAGAAAGGCCACUGAGUGCUAACCCAGGCAGGUUGCACUAUAGGUAGAUUGUUCUUGAAUGGGGUGAGUUCAAAACUGCUCAUGCAACAUUUGCUUAUGAUUUUCCUGAAAGGAAAACCCAGUUUCCCACUCUUCUUCCUCCUUUCUUCUCAUUCCACUUGUCAUUGUUGCUGCUUAAGAGACAGUUUUGUAAACAACCAUACAAGUAAGUAUAAGGGUUGGUUUUAGAAUAGAUGACAGGGAAUCUUAAUUAAAUAGUAUUUCAUUUUAUUGCAUAACACAGCUAAUUCAGAUAAUGACAUUGAGAUGGUAAGAAAUAACACAGUUGAGUAGAGGCAAUAUUUGACUUAGACUCUACCAAUUUUUAGCUGGAUAACUUAUAUAACUCACUUUAUGGCCAAGCCUUAUUCCUCGAAUAUUUAAAGGAAGGUGUAGGCUUAAAUAAUUAAAACCCCCUUCUAGAAUCCAUAAUAUUAUGUAUGAUCUCUGCUUUAAUUUCUUUUUUCCUCAGAGGCUUACUACUAUUAAAUAUAACUUUAUAUUUUAAGUCAGAGGGGCCUAUAAUAAUGACUAAUCGAUUCAGAUUUUUCUCAUCCCCUUUGGGGGAAAUUAAAUUCCAGCCUCUCUUCAUCUGAUAUUUUACAACAGGCUUGGAAGAUGGCCAUGUUAAUUUAUUGUUUGGUGUUUUGGAACACAGACAGACAACUGCUCUUUGCCUAAACUCACUGUCCUAGUCGGAGUAGCGAUUCAGCUCAGGGAAAAAUGCUGCCAGAGUCACCAAGAGAGUACUAGAUGCGUCUGCAG